CCUAAUUUAGAAGACCGGAAGUGUGUCGUGAUUGUGACGCAGCAUCUCCUCGUACCGACUGUCUUUGGUUUCUACGGAACAUCGCUGGGGUCAAACAACACGCGUUUCCGCGAAAAUGAAAACACGAGCACGCCGCUGAGUUUUUAACUGACUUUCAGUAUCGUUUCCAGUGAACUGCAGGUUGUUGUUGCGUAGAAUGACAGGACAAGGCGUGUUGAGAAGGAAAAACUGCACCCAACUGGAUUAAUCAUUUAAUUUAAUUACCGCUGUUUCAGUUUCACAACAUGUCCGUGUUGCUUCACAACAUCCAGGGCUGGGUUUUAGAUUCAUGCUCACUCAUUGAUCGCUGGUAUUCACGCUGCAUCCGAUAUCAGGGUGGUCAGAAGUCACGUGUUGAGUGUCGUUUUAAAAGGCAGUGUUUUCAGGUUUUAAAAAGCCACUUCAGUGUGAGAGCCUGUGCUGCUGCGGAUGGAGGAAACGAGGAUGUGUUGCAGAAAACAGACAAAGCAUCAAAGAAAAGAAAACGAAAACACAGCGAACUCAACCAGGGGGAAGUCGAUUCACAGGCCUUCCAUGAGAAGAUCAGGUCUGUCAUCCUGGAGGGAACCAAGACCUUGGUGGACUCUGCUCGAUCCGUUGGACACCUGAACGGAACGACGGACGCGGCGAAAGAGCCUCUUCCUUCUCAGGAGUGCAGCCUCGCUGCUCUUUGUGAAAUGGCUAAAGAACUCCCUCUAGUGGAUGAGGAGGAACUGGAGGAGUGCGUCCAGCAACUUGUUGCUGAAGAUGGCUGCACUUCACACGUCGACCUGUUCUCUCGGGUAACAGAGAACGGUGCGGACUCGGCUAUAGUUGUUACAUUGAUGGGAGAGCAGUAUGUAAUCCCACCAUGCACAGCCUUCCUGCUUUCUGACUUCACAAGAAUGCAACCUCUAGUCCACUCUGGAAGUAAGUUUGACUUGAUAGUUAUGGAUCCACCGUGGGAAAACAAGUCUGUGAAAAGGAGUCGCAGAUACAGCUUUUUGCCCUCCACCCAGCUGAAACGCCUCCCUGUACCCCUGCUGGCGUCUCCGAACUGUUUAGUGGUCACCUGGGUCACAAACAGGCCGAGCCACCUGCGUUUCGUGCGUGAUGAGCUGUAUCCACACUGGGGGGUAGAAGUUGUGGCUGAAUGGUUCUGGGUGAAGGUCACCACAUCUGGACAGUUUGUGUUUCCACUGGAUUCACAGCAUAAGAAGCCUUAUGAAGUGUUGGUGCUGGGCCGAUAUCGCCCCCCUGCUGAUAACUCCACAAGCUCUUCAGUGACAUCAGAGGUCCCUGUGGAGGAUCAGCGUUUGAUUGUGAGCGUCCCGUCAGCUCUCCACUCCCAGAAGCCUUCACUCUCAGAGGUGUUAAAGCCCUACGUUGGAGGUGAGGCCAAGUGCUUGGAGCUGUUUGCCCGAUGUCUUCAACCUGGAUGGACCAGUUGGGGCAACGAGGUGCUCAAGUUUCAGCACACAAGCUAUUUCACUUUGACACCAGCAGAUGAACGAGAAGACGUUUCCAAAGGCGAGGCCACACGUGUGUGCACGGACAAACCCACAAUCACACCGGUGUUAAGCUCACCUGGAGAAUCCCCACCUCCACGUCGCUGUCCGACCACCGUGGACUAAUGACGGGCCUUCUGCACGUGUCACAUCAGCAUUUCAGUGUGUUUUUAAUAAAGAUUCAACUCCAAAAUA
Larimichthys crocea (large yellow croaker) is the source of this 1721-nucleotide messenger RNA. It is a transcript of the gene mettl4, whose product is annotated as methyltransferase 4, N6-adenosine. Gene Ontology annotation, biological process: methylation. The coding region runs from base 285 to 1652 and encodes 455 amino acids. Gene Ontology annotation, molecular function: nucleic acid binding; site-specific DNA-methyltransferase (adenine-specific) activity; RNA methyltransferase activity. The record is from RefSeq and is a predicted model, not a curated record. NCBI's taxonomy places the organism in Eukaryota, Metazoa, Chordata, Actinopteri, Sciaenidae. The transcript has 8 exons. Gene Ontology annotation, cellular component: cytosol; nucleus.